AAGUGGUGUUUGUCCCGCCUUCAUCUUCCUGCAGACAACGAUGAUCCGGUCGCUCACCAUAGCUUCACGCGCCCGUCAUUCGUGUACGAGGAGCUGCCCUCGACCACUCCAACGUCCGCUGGGACAGUGUGUGACGAGGGUCCAGUCGUCCGUCUGUUGUGCUUGUUCAACAACGCGUCGUCGGGGCAUCGUGAUGGAACACGUGUUGCAGGAGGUUCGUGGCAAGACCUUGAGCAGGGUGGAGAGAAAUGCGGUGGUUGCAGCAGUGUUGGCGGUGGCCAUGCGAUGUCGCAUCGAGAGAACGACGGCGCGGUUGAGGACGAGAGUGUUUAUCCGCAGGCAGCGUGAGCUCCUCCACCACGUGAUGGCGGCGCCAGACUGCGUGUCCAUGUCCGAAUCCAUUAUCCAGUUUUGCGUCGCCAUGUCAUCCGGGGCGAUACCGCGGGCGACUCCAAGGUGGUGGAUGCGGAGAAGGACGGGUGGCACGUGGGAGGAUCUGCGGAAGAUGGACGACGCCUCGGACGAGUACUACAAGGAAAAGUUGAGGAUGACCCCCAGGGUGUUGAUGGAGAUCGUGGAGGCGUUGUCCCCUCUUCUGCAGCGGCGGGUGACAUUCUACAGGGUUCCUUUGCAACCGGAUCACAUCAUCGCAUAUGCGUUGUACCGAUGGGCGAGCGGUGAGACGUACGAGAGCAGCACAUCGUCAUUCGGAAUAGGGCGCGCAUCCGGGUUGAUCGCAGUGGAGGACGUUACGAGGGCGCUUCUGAGGGUGUACAGUGACAAGAUCGUUUGGCCUACUAGGAUGCGUCGUACGCUCGUUCUGCGUGCCUUCGAGGCGAAGGGCUUUCCCAACUGCUAUGGCUGCAUAGACUGCACGCACGUUUACGUCGACAAACCGGCGAACGCUCCUUCGGAGAACUACUUCGACCGGAAGCAUCGUUUCUCCGUUGUAGCGCAGGUGGUGGUGGACCUGGACUUGCGCAUCRCGGAYGUUUUCGUCRGUUACCCAGGGAGCUGCCAUGACAUUYGGGUGCUUCAGCUCUCCAGUCUGUGGGCGCGURCGGAGGAGGGGGAUCUUUUCCAUGGAGCUCCUGUUGUGYUGYCGUUYGGAGUGASGRCACACGGUUACAUUCUGGGCRACAACRGGUAUMCGCCGCUGGAGUGGAUUGUCAUGCCGUACGAGGGGACCGAUCAAAUCCCCGACGAGGAGAGGUUCGACAACAAGCAAAAGGUCGCCAGGGGAGCAGUGGAGAGAGCUUUCGGGAGAUUGAAAGGGAUGUGGAGGUUGUUCCUCCGCACACACAAGACGAAUAUGGACACUCUCCCACAACAGUUCCAGGCCGUGUGCAUUCUGCACAACAUCCUCCUUGACGCUGGCAUGGAGUUCAACGAGAACUUGCUGUGGGAGGUCGAUGCUAAUGGCGUGCGGCGGCGAGUGGACUUGGGGUUGGAUCAUCCACCCCACCCCAUUGCUGAGAACUUCAAUCGGCCCCGUGCGUUGGCGCUACGCGAGGCGUUGGCGGAGCGGAUGAAACACGCGUGAAGGCGCGCACCGCGUCGACGGCACGUGGCUCUGCCGUCCUUGUGGAGGUCGUUCUGUGUUGUGUCCAACGGAGGCAUUUUGUGUUAUUUAGUUGUUGCAGGCGUGUGCCGUGCCCUGGGGUGUUGUGUACGUUUAGUGAGGGUUGUCAUUGAUCGCUAGUGUCGCGGAGCCGUCGGCGGAGACGCUGUUCAUCCGCAAUUCUUUUCCUAUUUUUUUUGUUAAACAUUUUGUAGUAGGUUGUUAACGCCCCGUGAUGCGGUUUGUUGUGAGUGAGUGCGCGCAGCUGCACGAUUUCG
Molecule: messenger RNA, 1839 nt
Organism: Chara braunii
Lineage: Eukaryota; Viridiplantae; Streptophyta; Charophyceae; Charales; Characeae
Source: the annotation of a GenBank genome assembly